AUGACCGAUGUAGGCAACGUCAAGAGGGCUUUAAAACCUACUACCAAGUUGAUUUGGGUGGAAACUCCAACAAAUCCUCUACUCAAAAUUAUUGAUAUUGAAUCAUUGGUGCGCACCGUUAAGGAGAAAAGACCUCAAGCUAUCGUGCGACCUCUGAGCUUGGGAGCUGAUGUCGUUGUACAUUCAUGUACGAAGUACAUAAAUGGACAUUCUGAUGUUGUCAUGGGAGCAGCUAUCACUAAUAACGAAGACAUCCACGAACAUCUACUUUUCCAGCAGGGAGCUGUUGGUGCUAUACCAUCGCCUUUCGAUUGCUUCCUUUGUAAUCGAGGCUUGAAAACGUUGCAC
Messenger RNA from Cylicostephanus goldi, 348 nucleotides. Lineage: Eukaryota; Metazoa; Nematoda; Chromadorea; Rhabditida; Strongylidae. The record is from the annotation of a GenBank genome assembly.